Messenger RNA from Seriola aureovittata, 3132 nucleotides. RefSeq names its product 5-hydroxytryptamine receptor 1E. Gene Ontology annotation, molecular function: G protein-coupled receptor activity. The transcript is spliced from 3 exons. NCBI's taxonomy places the organism in Eukaryota, Metazoa, Chordata, Actinopteri, Carangiformes, Carangidae. The record is from RefSeq and is a predicted model, not a curated record. The coding region runs from base 644 to 1774 and encodes 376 amino acids. Gene Ontology annotation, cellular component: membrane. Gene Ontology annotation, biological process: adenylate cyclase-activating adrenergic receptor signaling pathway.
UUAAAAUGAAGCAACAUCUGAUGCAGAAACUGCAGUUAUGUCUCCACCUUGGUGUGUUUACCUGUGUUGGGAGAGCAGAGGACUGAGGGACAUGCCUGAGGUAAGAGCUGAUUGUGGAGCAGCUGUGAAGCCCACGGGAAGCUGGGAAAGCUCAUGAAAUCUUUAUCAAGGACAUUUGCUGCGAAAAGCCACCUCGGGCUAAUUAGCCUCAACUCUCAACAGAGAAAGAGAGCAAAGAGGAAAAAAAGGCAGCAGAUGAAUAAAUCAUAGGAGCCACAUGUUCAUGAGAACAGUGUCAGUAUUUCCGACAGGACGCGAAGGCAGCAGCAGUAGCAGCGCGUGUCUACCGUGCUCGGAGAGGGAGCAGCAGCCGCAGAGCGAUGAAGGAACCUGGAUCGGAAGUUCACCUGUCCGCUCUCUGCACACGGAUGGUUACUGGUGACUUGUUCCGCGCGCUAACACGUGGGCAGCAAGAGUUUAUUUUUCUGAGAGUUUAUGCAUCACGUGACGAGAGAAAACAGACAGAACACAUACUGAAAACACGCAGGACUGUUGGAGAUGAGGAACGGAGGCUUGCUACAAAACAUCAAUGACUGAUCUUUGACCCUCGUGAGACGGAGCCAGCCUGGGUCCAGGCAGAGACAUGGAGAGCAGCCCAGGAUGGAGCACCACAGGACUCAACAUCACAAACUGCACUGGCCCACCUGCUGGCAGCCUGCAGGCAGUCCACUUCACCAACUUGAUGGUGCUGGUGGUGGUUGUCCUCGGCCUCUUCGCCCUCCUCACAGCACUCAUCAAUGGCGCCGUCAUUCUCGCCAUCUGCACCACCAAGAAGCUCCACCUGCCCGCCAACUACCUCAUCUGCUCUCUAGCCGUCACAGACUUCCUGGUGGCGCUCCUCGUGAUGCCCAUCAGUAUCCUCUACAUCACCACGGAGAAGUGGUCCUUGGGUCAGGUCAUGUGCAAGGUGUGGUUGAGCGUUGACAUGACCUGCUGCACCUGCUCCAUCCUGCACCUGUGUGUCAUUGCCCUGGACCGGCACUGGGCCAUUACCAAGGCUAUUGAGUAUGCUCGCAAGAGGUCACCCCACCGCACCGCCAUCAUGGUGGGAAUAGUCUGGGUCAUAUCAGUUUUCAUAUCCAUGCCGCCAUUAUUCUGGACUGAGAGGCCCAGCAGUGGCAGCCUCCAACACUGCAUCAUAGAGCAUGACCACCUGGGAUACACUAUAUGCUCUACUUUAGGGGCGUUUUACAUCCCCAUGAUCAUCAUUCUUAUAUUAUACUACAGGAUUUACAACGCCGCUAAGACACUUUACCAGAAGCGCGGCUCUUCUCGCCACUUCAGCAGUCGCAGCAUGGGCAGUCAGAAGUCUGCAGACCAUUUCCGUGUCCCCCACACAUUUUGUGUCUCAGACUUGUCUGACUCAGAUCCCACGCUGCCUACUGACAAACUCAACACCACUGUCCACAUCCCAUCCUUUCAAACAGACAUGGACAGGCAGGAUGACAGGAACCAGAUAUGUAUGUCACGUGAGAGGAAAGCAGCACGAAUCCUCGGCCUCAUCCUCGGGGCUUUCAUCAUCUGCUGGCUGCCUUUCUUUUUAAAGGAGCUUCUGGUGGGUCUGCAGGUUUUACAGCCUUCUCAGCUCGUCUCAGACUUCCUGACGUGGCUGGGUUAUAUCAAUUCUCUCAUCAAUCCCGUGCUGUACACCAGCUUCAAUGAUGACUUCAAGCUGGCGUUCAAAAAGCUGCUCAAGAGAAAAGAGAAUACAUAGGUCUGAAGUUAAAAGGGAAUGUAUACACUUUAAUCUUAUUUGCAGUUUAUCUACUGGCAGUGUGAUGUUGUGCAUCACGAUAAAAAAGUUGCAUCUCAUCCAACAGUGUAUUCCAUGGUUUUCAAAAUGAAAUAAUUGAUUAUAAUACAUUUAUCACAUAAUCACAUCUGUUUAACAGUUGGAACUUGAGUGACUCUUGAAAUGAGACAUGUUGGUGUCACAUUCUGUGUAGGCUCCACAGUAAAACUUUUACCAAAACAUAGUCUAGUUGGGACUGUUGGACUGUAGAAAUCACCAUGUAAUCAUCCCCUCAUUUCUUUCACAUCCUCACAAGUCAACAAGCCAUGUGUGUGAAUUUUUUCUCACUGAUAUUAGUCACAGGGAGCCACAAACGUUAGGGGUCAUGUUGUGCAGCCUAAAUUCAUCACUCUUCAACAACUGUUAGAAACCUCCACAGGCAGCUGGCCUGAGAGACUGCUGAGUGAAUAUAUUCCACGUGCCUUGGUUGUGUUUGUGCCUUAUCCAUGUAGUCUUGGGAAACAAUUUUUUGUCUCUUUCAAUACAUUAGAUUCACACACACACACACACACACACACACACACACACACAGACAAAGAUGUGUAAAUCCCAGAGUCAGUCACCCAUAGUUCCACGUGUCAGCUCAUCUAUAAUUAUACUUCACUAUGAUCAUCUACAUUCAUGCUGACGAUCUUAUCACCUGUCGUUUUACUAUCAUGGUAAUAUCAACACAUCCGAUCACUCCCUGCCUGUCUAACCUGUCAUUAGCACAGUUACAUAUCACUGCUUCUCAUACACACAUCUGAACAUGCACAAACGCAUUACCCACACACCCUAAUCUAAUCUAAUCUCCACUCUCUAAUUAUUAUUAUUAAUAAUAUUAUAGCUGGAGGGAAAAAAAUGAGCAACUCUUAUGAUCUACAGUAAAUCGCUGUCUUAAAAAUAAUAAUUUUAAUAAUUUUAAAGUGGACUUCCUUUGCUUUCAGUGCAAUUGGAAACAUUAAUUCUUAAUUUCUCAGCUUUGACUCUGAAAAAUGCUGUAAAAUUUAGUUUUUGUUUGAAGAAAAUGGAUCUACUGUGAUUCUUUGUCAAAAGCUUUCUGGAUUGUGGUGCUGGGCAAUUUUAUACAUACAUACAUAUGUAUAUCAAAAGGACAAAACCAAACUAUAUACGUAGAGGUAUCGUGAAAGAAAACAAAGGUAAUAAAGGAAAAUAUUUAAGGCUUUUCAAGUUUCGACUGUUUUUCUGUUCCUAAGUCAUGUAAUGAAUCAAUAUAGUGUCAAAAUAUUAUUUUGAAUUGUUGUAUUUGUGGUUUCUUUUUAGUCCAUUUGCAUUGGUGU